Symbiodinium sp. CCMP2592 is the source of this 2457-nucleotide messenger RNA. NCBI's taxonomy places the organism in Eukaryota, Dinophyceae, Suessiales, Symbiodiniaceae. The record is from the annotation of a GenBank genome assembly.
AUGGCGUCUGAGUGGUUACAUGUUGGCGACCAAGCACUCUCCGCCAGCGACCUGAACCGAUGCCAGAGCAGAGAAGGCAUGCAGGAGUACGCAAAAGGGUGGCUGCAGCGCCAAGCCAUGCAGGGAAAGCCGGUGGUUAAGUCUACAGCUGCCGGGGCGGUGACCUGCUACAUCUACUGCAGAAUGCACGCCAACUGCAAACAGGUGACCCGGCUGAACGUGGACCAUGGCAAUGGCAAUCAUGGUCUGCAGAUUCAUGUGAAAGGAGAACACGAGAACAAUCCCCGACUCAUCAGGGGACUGCCCGUAGGGCAAGUCCUGGAGGCGCGGCGCAGGGCCCAUCAGCCCCCCAUGCAGGCCCUCGCUGACAUCCUGGCCGAUCCCCCUGCUGCUGCUGGUGACGGUCAGGCGGCGGCGCCCCUCUACGGUGUCCUGCGGAAUGUUCGUCGAGGAUUCCUGCGAAGAAAUGUCGAUCCUGCUCGGCGCGGCAACACCAAUGCGGAAGUUGGAUGGCGGGAGUGGCUCCACGAAGCAGCCGGUCGUCCGGUCCAGGACGUGCUUCAGUUCCAGGUGCACGUUGUCGGACAACAAGAUCGUGCUCCUUUGUGCGUCCUCACAGCAGAUGCUUUUCUUCAGGCUGCCAAGCUCGUUCUCCGCGACCAUUCCUUCGCAGAUGCCUACGGCGUCUGCGACGCAAGCUUCAAGAUCAACAAAGCCAAUUGGGGGCUCUUCAUGCUGGGACUGAGCGCGAAACACUACACGGAUCGCCAAGUUUGGUCUUCCCAACUGCUUCCUCUGGGUUUCGCGUGGGUUCCGAAAGAAGAUGGCCACGGCUUCAAGUCGGUGUUGCAGCGCCUCAAGGAGUGGUACGGUGCCCGAGAUGUCGACCUCAACUUCGCGAUGCAAGAGGUUCAUUUCGACGACUCUGACUCGGGUCGCUUGGCCGUGGCAGCUGUUUUCCCACAGGUGAUGUUCAAAAGAUGCUUACGCCACCAACUUCAAGCAGUUCGCCGUCGCAGCGGAGACCUGAAGAAGUUCGUGGCUAGCAUGGUGGCUUUGACCGCGCACACUGUGAAUCGUUAUCUCUUCGACCUUCUUUGGCAGUCUGUGCUGACGCGGCUGGCGUCUGCGGAUGCGGAGUGGGAGGCUUACGUGAAGUCCCACGUUCUUGUGCGAACCGACGACAAUCUGUGGAGUGCCGAGUGGCACUGCGUGCCACGGCUGACCUCUUGGAAACCCGCCGAGCGCGGAGAGCAUCCCACAUCGCGACCCGGCUUCACCACGGCCACCCUGGGUCAGUCUGUGGAGAGUUGGUGGAGUGCCAUCAAAAGGGUUCUUCCUGUCAACGUGCAGUCGAUGAACUUGGUCAACGCCACGGCGAGCCUGGAGGGAGCAGUGCGUGCGACUUGGUUGGGCAAAGGUUGGGUCCAGGACGGUUCCGUACCUGCCAGCAACGAUCGCUUCCAGACCGUCCCAGGGUCAUUCAGCACCAAGUUGUUCACAGAAGGCUCUGUUGUCAGAUGCGUUUUCAAGGACGGGGAACUGCAAAGGAUCCCCCCUGUGCCGGCGUUCAUCAAGCACCGGUCCUAUCUCCGCAAGGAUUUUCCAAUCUUGGCUUUCGACAACGUCUGCAGAGCCUACCUGGUACCAGGUGCCGAGCCGGACCUGCCCCUGGAGCCAGCCAUGUUCGAGGCCAUGCUCGGCCUCAUCCGUGCGCAGUCCGUGGGCGAUGCUCAGGAAGCCCUGAAGGCUUUGGGCUGCUGGCUCACCGCGGAGAACCGGGUGAGCAUCGCUGCGUAUCGGUACACCUUCCAGCAGCUGAGCGUGGUGACCGUGCUCCGCAACGAUGACUUCGCGCCUGGGUCCUACAGAUGCACCUGCACCUGCCACGCAAGAGACGCCCAGUGUGUUCAUGAGGGCUUUUGCCGAGUGCUCGACGGGGACCCUGCGUUGCCCACCAACGACUUGCGCUGCUUCACGAAGAAGAAGACAGUCGUGCCAUUGCUUCCUACCACCAGACCGGGUCCCAUGGCGCGCAUGCCUUCUGCUUCAGCUUGGGUGACGCGGGACUCCGUGGAGGCUGCUGUGCGUCAAAACGCUCGUGGCCGUGCUGCCGCUUCGGUCUUGGACACGCCUCCGAAAAACCCGGGGAGCAAAGGUGCUGGCCGUAGAGCUAGCAGGACCAGCAUUGUGGGGAACGCGGAGAGCAACGAGGACCGCGAGGCCAUCUUGUGCAAGAUCGCGAAGUCUUUGCAGGAGCGCAAGUUCGCGGACAUGCGUUCCGCCCUGGUGGCCCUGGAGACCUUGGAGGUUUCGGCCGACGACCUCAAGCGCCACAACCUGGGCAAGCUUGUGAAGCAAGUCGCCGAAAAUACGGAGCUCUGCGUCCUCUUGCGCAUGAAAGCCCAGCGCAUCAAGACGGUGUGGGUGCAUUGUGUUCGGGAAGGUCGCUCCUGA